ACGUGGUGACGUGUGUUCUCCGCCGCCUGUUGGUCUUUCACAGUUGGUGACGAGUAUUAUGAAAAUGGCCUCAACCCUACCCGUGAGCACGAAUAACCGGAGAAGAUGACGACGCUGAGCUUUUCAAGUCGGUUGAACACCAAAGUGUCUUCUUUGAACACCCAUAUAGCAGUGAAGUAAACAAAAACAAAGGGACUCUCGGCAAAGAAACGCCUAAAAAUACCCCUGACCACCGCAUAUUUUCGUAGGGCUGAGAGGAGCCACUAUGGAGGAUAUCAACUCUAAUAUCAACGCGGACUUGGAGGUGCGGAAGCUCCAGGACUUGGUGAAGAAACUCGAACAACAAAACGAGCAGCUCCGGAGCAGGUCUACGAUGUUGUCUUCGUCCGGACCGAUGUCAGGGAUCCACAGACCCGUGAGCGCCGGAUACGACUCGUCGUCCCUGUCAGCAGGGAUGGCAGCCGGUCUGGCCGGCUUCCCUGGGGUGGGGUUCGCUGGAACGGGCGGCUACGGUGGGCUGUUGGAGAACAACCGCUGUUUAAACCCCAGACUUUCUUAUGACGGCAUCAGUUUCAGGAGGGCGUAUGAGGGUGAGGGGGCAUCUGCUGCCACCUCUUUAUCGAGUAUGAACUCAUUUUAUUCAGACACUAGCAGGGGCUUCACGGAUGAAGGGGAAACCUCAAUUCUAGAUGAAGUGGAAAUCUUAGAUCUGGAAGACAUGGACUGUCUAAACGAAGACGAGGACAGCUGGUUAUAUGAGGCAAAGCUGAACAGUCCCCUGCAAAAAGCCUUGAGUCCUAUCGUGUGGUGCCGCCAAGCUCUGGACAAUCCGAGUCCCGAGAUGGAAUCAGCCAAGCGCUCCCUCAUACACAGACUGGACCUCACCAUGUCAGCCAACAAGCGCCGGAGCUUGUAUGGAAGUCCGUACAACCAGCAGAGUUAUGGAAGUCCUUAUAGCACAAAUGCAGCCAACAGCCCUUACAGCAGUGGCUUCAACUCCCCCUCCUCAACCCCAAGCAGAGUGCCCAUCGUGCGACAGCAACUAAUGCCCAGUAACGCAAUUCAUCAGAGAAACUCUGCAGCAGAGAGGAAUCCUCCUGCAGUUAGUCCGCAGUCAUCGGUGGACAGCGAGCUGAGCACGUCAGAAAUGGAUGAGGACUCAGUGGGAUCCUCAACGACCUAUAAACUCAAUGAUGUCACUGAUGUCCAGAUAUUGGCACGCAUGCAGGAAGAGAGCUUGAGACAGGAAUAUGCUGCAACAGCAUCCAGACGGAGCUCGGGUUCAUCCUGCCACUCACUGCGGCGCAGCACCUUCAGUGACCAGGAGCUAGAUGCUCAUAGUCUGGAGGACGACGAGGAGGCGGUGCACCCGGCCUUUCACCUGCCCUCCAACCGUUUCAGCCCCUCCCCUCGCCACUCUCCCCGUGCAUCCCCGAGAAACUCUCCCCGCUCUCGCUCGCCUGCUCGUUCCAUCGACUAUAGCCACAGCCGGGGUUCUCCUCAGCCCAUCAUCAGCCGCCUGCAGCAGCCUCGUCACUCGCUGCAGAGCCACGGGCAUGACCUUCAGACUAAUGUGGUGAAAAAUGAAGAAAAACUGCGCCGAAGUCUUCCUAAUCUUACACGCUCCUCGGUGGCGGCGGCAGUUCAGGCCCCAGAGCCCGUGAAGAACAGUCGCAGCUGUGAGUCCAACCUGCAAGUGCCAAACGGCGGCUCCCCCCGACACCAGAGCCAAUCUGCCACAGCACCUCAGCUCCCGAAAUACUUGACCCCUUCUCGCACCUCACUGAAACCCAAACAGCAGCUCCAAAGCCCCACUGCCCUACGAGUCCCAUCUCCCAGUAAACUACGGACUCCUGCCACCCCAUCACCACUAGCCUUGCGGCAACCGGUAAAGGCCACAUCUACCCCCAAUUCUGCCACCUCCACCCCCACCCGCUCCCUAGCUCCUCCACGCAGUGGCCUGCCCCGACCUAGUGCUUCUACAGGAGGAGGAGGAGGAGGCGGUGGAAUCCCUCUGCCUCGCAGCAAACUGGCCCAACCCGUGCGCAGGUCCCUUCCUGGUCCGCGGACGUACAGCGGCGGCGGUGAGAACUGGAGAGAAGGUUGUUACUAAGGCGGGCCACCAGGGGGCUCUCCAGUCAAAACUAUCAAUAAAAGGAGGAAAUAUUUUAA
This is a messenger RNA of Pundamilia nyererei, 2172 nucleotides long. RefSeq names its product SLAIN motif family, member 2 (gene slain2). The record is from RefSeq and is a predicted model, not a curated record. Gene Ontology annotation, cellular component: microtubule plus-end. The transcript is spliced from 9 exons. Gene Ontology annotation, biological process: microtubule nucleation; positive regulation of microtubule polymerization; cytoplasmic microtubule organization. Lineage: Eukaryota; Metazoa; Chordata; Actinopteri; Cichliformes; Cichlidae. The coding region runs from base 266 to 2113 and encodes 615 amino acids.